Molecule: messenger RNA, 1830 nt
Organism: Strongylocentrotus purpuratus (purple sea urchin)
Lineage: Eukaryota; Metazoa; Echinodermata; Echinoidea; Camarodonta; Strongylocentrotidae
Product: tripartite motif-containing protein 45-like
Exons: 1
Coding region: 4-1830 (608 amino acids)
Biological process (GO): positive regulation of DNA-templated transcription
Cellular component (GO): nucleoplasm; chromatin
Molecular function (GO): zinc ion binding; ubiquitin-protein transferase activity
Source: RefSeq, a predicted model, not a curated record
AUCAUGGCUGAUGCAUUAAAGAAUGCUAUUGCUCAGAGUCUGGAGUGUCCUGUAUGUCUGAAUACCUUCACCGAUCCCAAGAUCCUGUCUUGUUCUCACACCUACUGCAAGACCUGUCUGGACAACCUCUUGGAAUGCCAUGGUAACGAACAGAUGCUCCGAUGCCCUGUCUGCAGAGCUGAAACUCAGGUCCCCAACCAAGAUGUCAGCAAAUUACCGGCAAAUCUAGCUUUGAAGUCUCUCAUAGAGGACGUAAAGAAUCAAUACCAGUUUUGCACGAAUUGUAAAUCCGAGGACAAACCCCAAGCUGUUGUCUACUGUCAAGACUGUGGCAAGUAUUUCUGUAGCACUUGUCAAAACAAACACUCUCAGUGGCCAGACUUCAUAAGUCACGAUGUCUUAGCCAUGAGUGAGAUCGUAUCAGGCAAUGUGUCAGUACGUAGAUACCAUAAAUGUAGGAAACACCCCAAAGAUGAUGAGGGGUGGUUCUGUUCCGACUGCAGAAGAUUUGCUUGCUUCAAGUGUGUUGUAAUGGAGCAUACAAACGAAGGACAUCGGGUCAUCGAGGCAGCUGUUUAUGAAAGCAACCAUAUGAAGAGUAACGAGGACCUCAAAUCCAAGGCGGACAAUAAACGCUCUUGCUUUCAAAAAUACGUUGAUUUCAUUGAUGAACAGAAGGAGCGUGUGAGCAAUGUUCAGAAGCAGUGUUCAGAUGAUAUCAACGAAGCAUAUGAAGAUUUAGUCCGGCAGGUGACAGAGAAGAAAGAAAUCCUCAUCAGUGAAGUCAAGGGUAGAACCGAAGAAGUAGAGAAGGAACUGGACGAAAUGAAGAAAUCUGUUCAGGAGCACAUCACAAACUUGACCACCAUAGCUGACAUGGUAACCAAAAGGACAAAAAUACCGUUAGAUAUGGAUGCUUUGGCUGCACACGACACUCUAUGUCAAGACUUACAAGAGGCCUUGAAACAAGAAGAUCCUGACUACAAGCAGCCGAUCCAAUCGAGCAGGAAAGGAAAAAGUGUCAAUUUUAAGAGGAACGCUGGAAUGAACGAGCUAGGUCUCGGUAAGAUCGUAAAUGCAGUUGGAAAGAACAUCGCUUUGCCCACUAAGAAUAGCAUGAAUGGCAUGGUUGGUACACCAGACGAUAGGAUGGCAGUGGGAUAUGGUAGUGGUGGCGUGGAGACCUUCUCUGCUGAUGGUCAGCACCAGCAGACAGUUCUCAAACAUGAGGAUAUUCGUGGAGUAGGGUUCCUCUCUGAUGAUCGGUAUGUUGUACUUAAUCGCUCAAACAAUAUCACACUGUACACACCAGAGCAAACAAAGUUGAAUGCAGUGUUUGAGACUCUGAGUCAAGACGAAGGUGGAUUUGCUGACCUCACUGUAGACGGUAAUGAUGUGAUCUAUGUUAGCUACAGGAAAGCCAUGAAGAUACAGGUAUUCUCACUAGCAGGUGGGAAGGCGAUCAGGGAGAUACCAUGUGAGGGGUAUGAACCUGAGCAGAUUACUAGUUAUAAUGAAUACAUGAUCAUCUCAUUUGGUAGUAAAAUACGAUUGAUUGACAAACAAGGUGUUGUAAAAUAUGAAUUAGCGAAAUUAGGUGAUUUCCCAUACGCUGCUGUGUCUCAAUGGAAUACAAUCCUGAUAGCCUCGUUGAAUUACGAUAUAGGUUUGGUCAGCAUUGAUGAGUACACUAACGAGCUGAAGCAUAUCCAGAACCUCGUCACUGACUACACGAUUGAGAAGCCUGAGAGAGAUUGGUACUAUCUCCAGCAGUAUCGAUCAGCAGAGAUCGCUUUCUGCACUCCUGAUAGACUCUAUAUAUUCCACUGA